UUGUUUUUUCAUAUAGCAAGUAAUUUGAUUGAUGGUUUGAUAGCCAUUUUGAAGAGCUUUUGUUGGUGUUUUGUGAAUGUUUUUGAGAUAAAUUAGCAGAAUUUCGUAAUCAAGACGAACAUAGAAGUUUAAAUCACCCAAAUAAAGUCUCUUAUUAUCAAGCAACGCGUUUAUGUUGAUAGUGAUAUUUGUUAAAUAAAGACGCAUUGUGACAAAAAAAAACCGGAACAAACUAGCAUUCUACUAUAACCGCUACUUAAUGUUAUUAAAUAUAGUUUUAUUCAGUGAAGUGUGUGUAUCAUUAAUUUAAAGCCUUUUUAAUAAAAUUGGAGGCAUUAUUUACGUCUAGGGCCGACAAAUAUUCAAUACGUAAUUUGUGAUUGUCACAAGAUGGCCGCCAUUGGAUUCUCGCUCCGCCAAAACUCGCUUGUGAGGCCCGAUGUGUCAUCGGUGAGUGAACACCUUGCGCGCAUGUUGUAAUUUGGCGUCUCGUAUCGCGGCCAAGAUUCCGUGCCGCUUCCAGCGAGAUUCCAUUUUAUAAAAUGGAAUUUCGCUCGGGGCGCCAAAAUACGAUGGGUGUUGACAUAACUCAAGUGAGUAUACCGUACCGUUACUCAGACGGCCGUAACAAAUAAAUAUAGACAAAAAUGAGUGAACCAGACGACGUUGGAAAAGAAGUGUGGAAGCGAUGGAUUCUUGAAGCGAUACAUAAGAUACGUUCGCAAAAGCAGAGGCCAAGUGUGGAGCGCAUAUGUCAUGCGAUAAGACAGCACCACAACUAUCAUGAAGAUGUUGUAUCGGAACGGCUGGAGAGAGCUGUGCGGGAUGGGGCUGUGCUUAAGGUAUACAACAAGGGCCAGAGCACUUACAAGGAUCCAUGCGGGGUGCAGAAUAAGAUACUGCGGAUAGCAGCAGACGCGGAUAUAACCCGCAUAGUGGCUAAAGCAGUUCGUGAGUUGGGAGAAAGAGAUGGUUCCAGUUUAAAAACAAUUGAGAAACAUCUAAGGCAAGCAUUCCAAGUGUCUGUGGAAGAGAAUACAGAUGUGCGUGCUAUACUACGGGCUACUGCCAAGCGUGCUGUUGCCAGAGGUUUACUUACUAAUACAUCUGGGAACUAUCAGGUUGCAGAUAGACCUGCUGGUGUUGAUCGCCAGAAACAAAAGAAAAAUUUGGAAACAUCUGAAAAGAAACAAAUUGGUGGUGUCCCAGUUUGUACUGAGUGUUUGGGGACUGAUGCCAAAAACAGACUUGGAUCAGCUGAGGCCUUGAUCUCUUGCACUCAGUGCAAAUCAUACGCACAUCCAACAUGCCUAAAUCUGUUGGAGUGUGUUAAUUUAACUACUAUCAAGAGCGUGCGCUGGUCGUGCGGCGAAUGCGGCCGCUGUGGCGUUUGCGGCGCGCAAGGAGAAUGGGCGGCCCGGUGCCCCUCCUGCCCCGCCCUGGCUCAUCCGCGUUGCGCCCGGCCGCCCCAUGCCUGCGAUGCCUGCGCCAGAUCUGCGAUGAGCGGAACGCCGAAGAAGCGCAAGCCGAAGACGCAGCGACGCGACAGCGACGACUCGCAGUCCGACGGUAAUGCCUCCUCAUGCCUUCCGUCCGAACAGAGAAUGUCUAAGGAAAAACAAAAGUUCUUCCGCUUCUCCGCAUUUAACCUCGUGAAGCGACGCCGCCGGGAACCCUCCAGCGAUUGGGAGAGCUGGGAAGACUCGAAGUGGGGCGGCGUCAGAGUCACCAGGGUCCAAAGGGUCGAAGUACGUCUCGAGAGAAGAUCGCCCACCACCGAGGAGGAUUCCUCGUCUUCCUCUAACGCCGAACCGUCGCCUCCGCCUCUGCCCACCGUCUUCGAACGGCUGGCCACCGAACCGACCGCGGUCUGGGGAUUCGCCGCGGAAGCGCAGAAGCAGAGUCUAUUGGAAAAGAAGGAAGACCCGCCCCCCGAGGACCGAAAGGCCCGGCGGCCGGCGCCGCAACCCGCUCCCGAAAAGACGAAUCCUCCCCACGUCCGACGCAGAAGGCAGAGCAAAUGCAGCGACAGACUACUGACGACUCUAUUCGACGGCCUCUCCGAGUUCUAUUCCGUCCGCACCGGGUCUAGAUCGCAGUCGCGUCACAGAUCACGCGCCGCGAAUGGGCGAGAGGUUCGGCAGAGCGGCGAAGACAAACAGGUGCUGAAAGAGACGCGAAGCACGUUCAAACGCUACCAGGCGUCGCUGAAGAGAGACAGACGUAGCGAAGCGCGCGAGACGGAGGGGGACGGGGUGAAAAUGAGCGCCAGCGCGUUGGUGCGGAGUCUGGCGGCUUCGAAGCGGAGGGCGACGGGGCCGGCGAAGGACGAAGCGGAUAAGUUGUCGCGCGGAGUAGCGCUGGCGUCGCAGCCGGCCACCAAUCAGACGGAAGGCAAACGUUUGCCGCCCGGUGUGACGGAAGCUGAUGCCGAAGUAUUCUCGGCGGCGCGAGCGGCGGGCGGAGGAGACGGCGAAGGGAGUACUGCGGCCCGCUGCCCUUCAGCUAUCGAGUUUGGCCAGUGGGAGAUAGAGACUUGGUACUCCAGCCCCUUCCCACAGGAAUAUGCGAGAUUACCCAAACUGUUCCUGUGUGAAUUUUGCCUUAAAUACGCAAAAAGCCGAGCGGUGCUGAUGCGUCACCUGGACAAGUGCCUGUGGCGCCAUCCUCCCGCAACGGAGAUAUACCGCUGCGGAGACAUUUCCGUCUUCGAAGUGGACGGGAACGCCAACAAGAUUUAUUGCCAGAACCUGUGCCUGCUAGCUAAGCUUUUCCUCGACCAUAAGACUCUCUACUAUGACGUGGAACCCUUUCUUUUCUACGUGCUGACGAAAAACGAUAGCAAAGGAUGCCAUCUUGUCGGAUAUUUUUCUAAAGAGAAGCACUGUCAGCAAAAAUAUAAUGUAUCGUGUAUAAUGACAAUGCCGCAAUAUCAGAGACAGGGCUAUGGGAGGUUUCUGAUACAUUUCAGUUAUCUCUUAUCAAAAGAAGAAGGUCAGCCCGGAACGCCCGAGAAGCCACUGUCGGACCUGGGCAGAGUUUCAUACCAUGCAUAUUGGAAAUCUGUUAUUCUGGAAUAUCUGGAUGGGGUCAGAAAUAAACCGUUCACCUUCGAGGACGUCGCUCUCAGUACAGGGAUGCACAUGAAUGACAUAGCGGUUACGUUUCAACUGCUGGGAUUCGUUAGACACAUACCGAAUGAAGACUCGGUUAAAUUGGGCUUCUGUAUAGACUGGAAUAGGGUGGGAAAUCACAUGAAGAAGUUGAGAGCCAAACCGCGCUUGGAAAUCGACCCGGAGUGUUUGAGGUGGACGCCGCUAUUGGCUCCGACGGUGAAUCCCUUCAGGUCGCCAGAAGAGAAUUCGGGUGAUCAAGACACGGAAAAUGAUGAGGCCGAUGGGAAAACUGAAAGUGAACAGACGGAAACUGAACCCGAGAUGCCCGCUUUUCAAUCGGAAAUAAUAAAUAAUGUAGACAAAGUACCCGAAACUCCAGUAGAAGUUACGUCUUCCGGUAGAAGAAGAACCAGACCACUCAAGUACAGCGAGAGCACUUAUCAAACCACCCCAGCCAUUGGCGAUGGAAACAGAAAGCGUAAACGUGAUGCGAAUAGAAAAAUCUCUGAAAAUGAUGAUGACAAAAAAGAGGAGAGCACUAGGAGGCCACGCAGCAAGAGUGUCACAAGGAGAUCGUCAAGAGUUAUACAAAACGAAGCGAACGAGAGUACUGAGAAUGAUCUCAAAGCUAACAAAAUGCCGGUCUACGCUUCUGAAGACAGCCAGGACAGUCAAGAGAGCUUGGAACGAGCUACCCCAGCGAUAAAAGUGAAGACCAAGCGAAAACUCGCAUGGAGAGGCAGACAGACUAAACGGCAACGACUCAAUAAGGCCAAGAGAAGAACGGACUCGCCUAUUGCUAAGAAAACAAAACUCGAUGAAAAGGAAACUGAAGUUGAUUCCAAAGAGAGUCCUGAACCUGAGCAAGAUGUUACGACCGCGCCCAUCGAAAAGAUGGAUGAAAAUGUCGCGGACAAGGAUAAAAAUUCGGAAGCUAGUUCUGAAGACUCAUCGGGAGAGGCCGACGACGAGAUGGACGUUGAAGAACGAGAUGAUGGGAAAAGUCUCGCCAGCAAACCUGCAUCACCGCAUCCAGUCGAGGAGAACAGUACGGAUAACCACACCAGUGACAUGGAACUUGAUAGCAUACAUAUGGAUUCUCCGAAAUCAAUUGACGAGAAUAAUGAGGUUAUUAAAGAAACAGUAGCAGAGAAAAGCGAAUGUGCCACGCCCGAUAACAUCGACGAGUUGAUCAGGAAUAAAGAGGACGAAGACAAAGCAAAUGAUACGGAACAGCGAAAUGAGGUAACGAGAAAUGGAGAGAUGAAAUCUCCAGAAAAACCGCUCGACGACAAGGACACCAUCAUUAUAUCUGAAUCGGACGAUAACAAUAGUCAAAGCUGCCCAUUACCAUCGCCGAAAGCUAACGAUGUGGUGCCACUGGAUAACAGUGACCCCAAACCUAACGUUAUCAGGGAAAAUGAAAGUCCAUCGAAGGUCAUGCCCGUAGUGACCACGGAAAAUGCUCACAUUGUCUUAGAUGCCAAGGGACCGGAAGAAGCCAAUAGAAGUAAAUCUUUAGAUCUGAUCGUUCCCAAUGUGCAAAAGAGUCACCAAAUUGAAACUAUAGUCGUAGAAGGCGAAUCGGACACUUCACCUCGAACGGGCAUCUCCCCAAAGAAAAAUGACAAAUCCGUCAUCAGCGAGUCACCCAAAUCGAGGAGAUCCCCGGAAAAAUCACAAAACGAACUUAAUGACCAGAAAAGAUUUGAAGUAAGAAAGGAAACCGUCAUUCAACAUCAGACUGUGGAUGACUCGAAACACGCCGAAAAGAAAUCGCCGAAUAAGAUCGAGUCGAUCAUACAGAGUCUCGAUCCUCACAGAGAUAUCGUCAACAGCAUGAAGAGACCGGAACCCAAAACCGAUUCGUUCAUCGAGAUGAGUAAUAAACUUCACAACCCCAUCACUAGUAAAGAGAGUGAGAUAACGUUUCGUACCGACACUCUCAAUUCCAGGAAGGAGGAUGUCGUCGUAUCGAGAAGCAUAAUUGAGGCCAAUAUGCAAAACUACCAAGCCGCAAUGGGAAACUCCAUGACCAUACAACCCAUUAACCCAAUGCAACAUCCCUACAUGAACCACAGGCCUCCGGUCACCAAAGAAUCUCAGGCCGUGCAGACCGAUAAGGUUAUGAUCAAAACUAGUGAACCGAAUAGAGUACCCGGUAUGAGCGAUUCCACUCCGGUCAUCAGCAAGGCUCCCACGAAACUUGAAGUUCCGCACCCGAUAUCUUCGCCGGUCGUGAACCCCGUCAUUCCCAAAGUUCCCAAUGUUUCGGACAUCAAUUUUUUACCCCGCUGUCAAAGCGCAAACGCCGCCAUCAAUUUGGGAUUGGAAAGAACGGACCUCGAGUCUAACUAUACUACUAACCCCUUACAGGGCGCCCUGGGAGGGUCCGUGAACAUCACACAGGCCAGUCCACAGGACAAGGGUGAUCCCAAUCAACGCCCCAGAGAAAAAAGUAAACUACGCGACGUCAGAGUGAACUCGGCUCACAGUAAAUUGGAAAAAACUGACAAAAAGGUUUCCAAGAACGACACGCCCAGAAGCACACCGGAACCGAAGAUGUUUUUUCCAGAGCAAAGUGCGAACCCAAGAAAGCCUGAGACAUCCGUCCCAAUAAACGUGAUAAACACGGCGAGCGUCACGAGUAAGUCGGAGACGAAAGCGGCCGAGCCACCGAAGAAGCAAGACUACUUCAAGAAAGAGAAAUCUAAUUCAACCAAGUGUGAAACGAAGAACGCUUCCGCCAAACACGAAAAAACUUGUGCCUCGCAGCUAAAAAUGGAUCAGAACGACUUGAACAAAAUGCUGCCGAAGUUUAAAUAUGACAAUGAACUGGUGCCGAAGGCCGAUUACGCCAUGAAUCAAAUCCCAAACUACCACCAUACGCCCCAGUACGCACAGUGGCCUCCCUGGGACCCCACGCGGCUGCAGAGCACGUGGGAUCAUAACAGAUUCUUAGACAUGAAGACGAACGACAAACCCUAUCUCGACAAGUACCAGUCCUUCAAUUUGCCGCAUUUAGAUCAGAUGCAAAAGUCGCCGCAAAAGUUCAAUCAAAAAGACUUCCACAACAUCGCGUAUGGCGCGUUAUCCGGGAGCAUCUAUGCGACGCAGCUGCCGCAUUUUAAAGAGACAAAGGCGCCUACGUCUAAAUCUGAAUGUCAAAAGAACGAUUGCAAAUCAUCAAAGCAGUCGAAAACGACGACUGCGUGUCAGACGCAAUGCGAUACCAAAAAGUCGCAAUCGCACAAUGAGCACAUGAAGCAAAUGAUGCAACGCCAGGUGAAUAAGCAGCCGGAAGUGGCGACGAGUUGCGCUGAAUAUCGUCAACAGAGUCCGCAAGUGUUGACCUCACCCGGUUGUAAGACUCCAUUUAAUCAAAACGGACCAUGUCAAGAGAAAACAGAGAUAGACAAGAAUCGAAAGCACAAGAAGGAGGAGUCUCCGAAGGACACGAGCAAGGAGGAGUUGUGCGAAGCAGUGAGUCCGGCUUUGCAGUCUAUGGGCGUUUAUACACCAGACUCUACCAGCAAUUCUGUGCAUUCCGUGCAAUAUCCCACCUGUGAGCUCGAUGUGAGUCAGUUGGGGUUGGAGUCUCCGACCAGCAUUGGUUCCGACCUGGCGUCUCCGUGUUCUAUGAUGCACAUGCAUCCGGCGCCGAGCCCGCAGUACCCGCACUCUAUACAUAUUCCAUCAAUUAUGAGUCAGCCCAAUCAACCUGCAAAACAACAGAAGAUUAAUAACAGAAACAGAAACAGUACAGCGAGUAGCAGCAGCGGUGGUAGCGCUGAGAGCAAGUCGGCGAUGCGAAGUGCGGCCACGCCCCCAGCCCGGCAUCGGGCUACACCGCCAGCCCACCAGCCACAUGGAGUGAUGAGCGGCGGAGGUAGCAGCGGCGCGGGUUAUCAGGGCGGCUACAUCAGCUUUCAGCAGCAACAGCAGCAGUACCACGCCGGCUGGGCCCCUUCCUGCUCGCUCGCCAAGCUGCAACAAAUGGCCGAUGCGCCGCAGCAUCCGCCGCACACGCACACCCAUACCCACACGCACACACCGCCCGCUCAGUAUGUACAACAGGCGGGAACUCCUCCCAGCGGGCACUAUCACGCACCCAAGUAUUACGCGCCCGCGCAUAACCAAUUAGACUCCCCGCGGAAUACUAGAAAUGCUACCAGCAAUCUCAGCCAAAUUCAGCAUGUCCCAAUGGGUCCAGGGUCGCGAAUGUCUCCGAACCUGAACACCCAUCUUUUAAACCAAUACAGUCUUAAUGGCUACCGAGUGCCUCAGCAACAAUUCAAUAACCUCCCUGUUCAGAUGAUGAAUGUCCAACCCAGUGUGCAAUACCCGGCUCCAGACCCGAGAGCUCAGCAGCCGAAUGUCUAUGCAUAUGCGGGAUACAUCAAUCCUCCACCUCCUUUGACGAUGCAAACGUUGAACUCUACUAUGCGUCGGUAGCCUCGACCCAAAUUUAGGAAGUGAUAGUGCAAAGUGAUUGGAUAACUAGGUUUGCUAAUUGAGUACCCAUAUUUCAGUAUUUAUUUGACAAAAACCGUUUUGACUGACUUUAAAUAGGUUUUGCAGUGAGUAGACUUACCUACUGCACAAAAAAGCUUAUGGGUAGCAACUAGUUGAUCCAAGCCCAGUGUAGAGACGAUACUCAUGGUUGGAACUGAGAUUGACCAAAAAGAGUGUAUUUUUAAGUAUAGUACAAAUAACAGUAGUUUACAUGUAAAUAAGAAACUAUUAACACCACUUGAGUUGCCUUGUCAGUGUUGUCUUUGUUACGGCAGCUGUGCGGGUGUAGGGUGUAUACAAUACCAACAUUCACUGGGACUGAUAUUAAUAUAAAAUCUUAUGAUUUUCUAAGAAUUUGUUCAUUUCAGAGUAAUUUGUGAAAAGUUUUAAUAAGCGAUCCUGCAAUAGUUUUGAAUGUCUUGUAAAUAUCUUGUAUGUAUGCACCCGCACUUGCAUCAUAAUAUGAAAUAUGUAUGUAAAUCAUUUCUCCAUGAGGAAACUGACGAAUAUGCUGAGUAAAGUACAAAAUUACUGAAUAAAUGUUUUAAGACUAUUUUGUAUUGUACCAUCGCGGUCGAUGAGUUGUAGCAUAAUAUAUAGUGCAAUAAAGUAUGAUAACAUUGCGAUUUUUAUCCGUUUACAGUUUAGAUAUCGGCGCAUGUACUGUGAUAUCUUCGAUCGGACUCUUUACGGGCGUGCUUAAUUCAUAAUUAAUAUUUUAUAACUCCCAAAGAAGUAAGUAUUAAGCGUAAUUAAAGCCGAGUGCAAUCGAUUUCGUAAAAAUGUACUUUUUUAUGUAAAAAAUUGUUUGAAAUUCUUUUAUGUGUAUAUGCUGUUUUGUUUUUCCAUCGAGAUGUAAUAUACAUACAUUAUGUGUACAGAAUGCGUAGGAAUAAUUUAUCGUCUGAUCUGUUCAUAAAAGUGCCUCUUUCUCGUCCCAAACUAUGCUUAAUUUUGAUGUACAAUAUUGUAAAUGGACCGCUUUACUUAACACAAGGCUGUACAGGAUCAAUGAUUCUCGUGUAAUAAAUGUAAUGGUUAAUUUUAUCCUAGUGAUGUAUUAUUUCUCGUUGACAAGAGUGAUGAAGGGAGCCAUUUCAUUGAAAACAGGCCUAAUGAU
Messenger RNA from Pieris rapae (cabbage white), 8751 nucleotides. It is a transcript of the gene enok, whose product is annotated as histone acetyltransferase KAT6B. The record is from RefSeq and is a predicted model, not a curated record. NCBI's taxonomy places the organism in Eukaryota, Metazoa, Arthropoda, Insecta, Lepidoptera, Pieridae. The coding region runs from base 648 to 7571 and encodes 2307 amino acids. The transcript is spliced from 11 exons. Gene Ontology annotation, cellular component: nucleosome; MOZ/MORF histone acetyltransferase complex. Gene Ontology annotation, molecular function: histone acetyltransferase activity; DNA binding. Gene Ontology annotation, biological process: nucleosome assembly; regulation of DNA-templated transcription.